This is a messenger RNA of Closterium sp. Yama58-4, 615 nucleotides long. The record is from the annotation of a GenBank genome assembly. Lineage: Eukaryota; Viridiplantae; Streptophyta; Zygnematophyceae; Desmidiales; Closteriaceae.
AUGCGCCACUCUAAGCUGCUCGUGCUGAGCGGGGCAGUGUCGGCGCUGGGCAUCAUGUCCGCCAUCUCCGCGGGCAUUGGACGCCUCUUCCGUGAAGUGCCCGCACAGCUGCACACCUCCAUCCCGGUGGGAGAGUACCUGGCAUGUGCGCUGCUCGUGUGGUUCGGUAUCCGGUCCAUCCAAUCCGCUCUCAAACUGCCCGCCGCCCCCAUGCCUGCUGCUGCUGCUGCUGCUGCGCCGGCUGCGGGUUCGGCCGCUGGGGCAGCGGAGGGGGACGAGGAGGAGGGGGAGCUUGCAGAAGCGAGGGAGUUUGUGGAGAAGGCUGAGGCUGAGAAGCCAGUGGCCACUAAUCUUGAGGUCUUCUGGGAGGCCUUCUCCCUCAUCUUCCUUGCAGAAUGGGGAGAUCGAUCCAUGCUGGCAACCAUUGCACUCGGAGCAGCCCAGAAUCCUGUGGGGGUGGCCUUGGGGGCUACAGUGGGGCAUCUCCUAGCAACAGGCCUGGCAGUCAUAGGAGGCGCUCUGCUCUCCAAGCACAUAUCCGAGCGCUUCAUUGGCAUCGCUGGGGGGGUGCUCUUCCUUAUCUUUGCAGCUGCCACCAUCUUUGGCGUCUUUUAG